This is a messenger RNA of Symbiodinium sp. CCMP2592, 552 nucleotides long. NCBI's taxonomy places the organism in Eukaryota, Dinophyceae, Suessiales, Symbiodiniaceae. The record is from the annotation of a GenBank genome assembly.
AUGUUCAAGUGGACUCUGCUUCAGGAGACAGUCUCGCAGUUCUUGGACCAGUACUUUGGUUAUGGCUGGGCGCGCUGGAGAUGUCCGUUUGACUACGUUCCUGACUACACUCGUGGUGAAUACAGCACAUCGGAGUUCGCAGUCCUGACUGCCCAGGUGGAUGACUUCCGAGUGGACGACUUCUUCGAUGUUGAUGAUCUUUGGUCAUGGUGGCUUCCGAUUAAUGGAACCUUCAUCUGGGCAAUGAGCCAGCAGAACGGCCGCUACGUUCAUAUCGGGGACAACUAUGUCUGGCAGCCCGCGGACAAUUUCAACCCAGAGUAUGCCGAGCGCGAAGUCCUGAAGCCGAAUUGGUGCAUACAGUCCAUUCCUGGAAUCCAGAAAUCCUACAUGCAAAUUGGGAAAUGGACUUGCAACCGCAUCGGUGUUGCCACCCCAGAGUUUCGAAAGCGCAAGAUCUUCAUUCUCGAGAUGACCCACGAACCAGGCCGGCACUCCCAGCGCAGGCCAUCUUUGACUUUGAUCAAAGCACCUUGGCUUGACAAAUUUUAA